Messenger RNA from Ahaetulla prasina, 6175 nucleotides. RefSeq names its product calsyntenin 1 (gene CLSTN1). The record is from RefSeq and is a predicted model, not a curated record. Gene Ontology annotation, molecular function: amyloid-beta binding; calcium ion binding; kinesin binding. NCBI's taxonomy places the organism in Eukaryota, Metazoa, Chordata, Lepidosauria, Squamata, Colubridae. Gene Ontology annotation, cellular component: postsynaptic membrane; cell surface. Gene Ontology annotation, biological process: positive regulation of synaptic transmission; homophilic cell-cell adhesion; positive regulation of synapse assembly. The transcript has 19 exons. The coding region runs from base 188 to 3154 and encodes 988 amino acids.
AGGAGAGACGAGCGCCUGCGCCGCCAUCUUAGUUCGUCGCCGGCGGGGGAGGACGCGGCGGCCGCCGGAGCGAAGGGGGUCGCCCGCCCGUCCUUCCGUCCUUCCGUCCGUCUCGCUCGUUCUCCCGACUCCUCGACGUGCGCGGUCGGCCCGGGGGCGCCGUCGGGGCCCCCCUUGAGGCGCCGAGAUGCGGCUGCUGGCCCCGGCCUGCCUCCUGGCGGCGCUGCUCUGCGGCGGCCUCCGCGCUGCCCGAGUUAACAAGCACAAACCGUGGAUUGAAACCACCUACCAUGGCAUUGUUACCGAAAACGACAACACGGUGCUCCUGGACCCUCCCUUAAUAGCAUUGGAUAAAGAUUCGCCGCUUCGGUUUGCAGUCUUUCCUGAAGACUUGGGUUUAUCUUUUCUCCCUUUAGAGAGUUUUGAGGUGACCCUCACCAAGGAAGGUGAAAUUUGUGGAUUUAAAAUUCACGGCCAAAAUGUCCCCUUUGAAGCGGUGGUGGUGGAUAAGUCCACCGGGGAGGGGACGAUCCGAUCCAAAGAAAAACUGGACUGCGAACUGCAGAAGGAAUAUACCUUCACCAUCCAGGCCUACGAUUGUGGAACAGGACCGGAUCGAGCCAAUAUGAAGAAGUCCCACAAAGCCACCGUGCACAUCCAGGUAAACGACGUCAACGAGUACGCCCCCGUCUUCAAGGAGAAGUCCUACAAAGCGACGGCGAUCGAGGGGAAGCGGUACGACAACAUCCUAAAGGUGGAAGCGCUGGAUGCCGACUGCUCCCCACAGUUCAGCCAGAUCUGCAGUUACGAGAUUGUCACUCCGGAGGUUCCCUUCGCAAUCGACAAAGACGGUUACAUUAAGAACACGGAGAAGCUGAGCUUCAGCAAGGAGCACCAGUACAAGCUCACCGUCACGGCCUACGACUGUGGGAAGAAGCGGGCUGCCGAGGACGUGCUGGUGAAGAUCAGCAUUAAACCCACCUGCAAACCAGGCUGGCAGGGCUGGAGCAAAAGAAUGGAAUACGAACCCGGAACGGGAGCCCUCUCCCUCUUCCCCAACAUCCAUCUGGAGACCUGCGACGAGCCCAUCACUUCCGUCCAGGCCACAGUCGAGCUGGAGACCAACCACAUCGGGAAAGGCUGCGACCGGGACACCUACUCGGAGAAGUCCCUUCACAGGCUCUGCGGCGCUUCCUCUGACACUGCGGAGCUGCUCCCGUCCCCAAGCAACGCGGCCAACUGGACCAUCAACCUCCCGACCGACAACGGCCACGAGAGUGACCAGGUCUUCGAGUUCAACGGCACUCAAGCCGUGAAGGUGCCGGAUAGCGUGGUCACCAUCAGCCUGAAAGAGCCUUUUGUGAUUUCCGUCUGGAUGAGGCACGGCCCCGGGGCCAAGGAGAAAGAGACCAUCCUCUGCAAUUCGGACAAGACAGACAUGAGCCGUCACCGUUAUUCCCUCUACGUGCACAACUGCCGGUUGGUCUUCCUCUUCCGCCAGGAUCCCUCCGAGGGGCAGAGUUACAAGCCGGCCGAAUUCCACUGGAGGCUUAACCAGGUUUGUGAUCAGGAAUGGCACCACUACAUCCUAAAUGUAGAGUUUCCUGCGGCCACGCUCUACGUCGACGGCGUUUCCUUCGAUCCCUUCCCGGUGACUGAGGAUUAUCCUCUCCAUCCCUCCAAGAUAGAAUCGCAGCUAGUAGUUGGAGCUUGCUGGCAAGAAUAUACGGGAAAUGAGAAUGACACCGACCAAGCGACCGAGAACCCUACAGGUGGCGACCAGCGGAUGGCUCAGUUCUUCCGUGGCAACCUGGCCGGCUUGACCAUCCGCUCGGGCAAACUGGAAAGCAAGAAGGUGAUCGAUUGUCUGUAUACCUGCAAGGAAGGCCUGGACUUGCCCACCACGGACGGCACCGCAAAGGGCCUUAAGAUCCACAUGAACCCCAGCCGGUCAGCCCUGAGUUUAGAAGGGGACGACCUCGAACGGUUCGACAAGACCAUGCAACGCCUCUCGUACGUGAACUCGCGCCAGUUCCCCACACCCGGCAUCCGGCGGAUCAAAAUCACGAGCACGGUGAAGUGUGCCGACAACGAAGCCUGCAUCGCCAUUCCACUCGUGGAGGGCUACAUAAUGGUCUUGCAACCCGAAGAACCCAAAAUCAGCCUGAGUGGCAUCAACCACUUUGCCCGUUCGGCUUCGGAAUUUGAGAGCCCCGAGGGUGUGUCUCUCUUCCCCGAGCUUCGGAUCAUCAGCACCAUCACGCGGGAGGUGGAGCCCGAAGGAGAGGGGGAGGAAGACCCUACAGUCCAAGAAUCCUUGGUGUCGGAAGAAAUCAUGCAUAAUUUGGAUACCUGUGAGGUCUCGGUCUUGGGGGAAGAACUGAACAGGGACCAAGAGAGCCUGGAGGUCGACCUGGUACGGCUGCAGCAGAAAGGAAUGGAAAUGAGCACCUCAAGCCUUGGACUCAUCCUUACUGGGGUGGACACCAUGGCCAGCUACGAGGAAGUUUUGCACUUGAUCCGGUACCGUAACUGGCAUGCCGUCUCACUCUUUGACCGGAAGUUCAAGCUGGUGUGCUCGGAGCUCAACGGACGCUACGUUAGCAAUGAAUUUAAGGUGGAAGUGAACGUCAUCCACACCGCUAACGUCAUGGAACAUGCCAGCCAUAUAGCUGCCCAGCAGCCCCAAUUUGUGCAACCUGUCCAUCAUUCCUUCGUUGACCUCUCUGGCCAUAACCUCGCCAACCCUCACCCAGGGUUUUCUGUGGUUCCCAGUACCGCCACGGUGGUGAUCGUGGUGUGCGUCAGCUUCCUGGUUUUCAUGAUCAUCCUCGGAGUCUUCCGGAUCCGAGCGGCCCAUCAGCGGACAAUGCGGGACCAGGACUCCGGGAAGGAGAAUGAGAUGGAUUGGGACGACUCUGCCUUGACCAUCACGGUUAACCCCAUGGAGACCUACGAGGACCAGCACAGCAGCGAGGAGGAAGAGGAGGAGGAGGAAGAGGAAAGCGAAGACGGGGGCGAGGAGGACGACAUCACCAGCGCCGAAUCGGAGAGCAGCGAGGAGGAGGAGGAAGGGGGCGAGCAGGAGGAGGACCCCCAGCACGUCAACCGGCAGCAGCAGCUGGAAUGGGAUGACUCGACCCUGCCCUACUGAGCCCCACAAGCUCCCAGCUCCCCUCGUCGGUUUUACUUUUCGUUUCGUUCUCUUCGCUCCGGAGAACGCCAGGACAAACCACUUCCCUUCCUUUCAGGGGUGCCAGGAGCCAGACAGUCUCCCUGGCCCCAUUAGAGUUGGCCAGUCUCCCUUCCCCUCCCACCCUCUCCCUCCCCUUCGUGUGUCGGACAUAAUCCUUUCCCAAAAUCCCUGCCUGUAGAAAUGUAGCUAGCACUUUCUCCCUUUUUUUUGAUUAAUUUGCAGGGCCUUGCCUUGUGCUUUCUGGGCCCCAGUCAUCUCCCUCCCAUGGGCCUCAGUCAUCCCGGCUGCCCCCUUUUUUUGCGAGUGACGUUCCCGCCAGCGUCCACGUAUAACCGGGGUGGCUCUUAAAAGCAGCCGCAGUUUUUCGGCUCGCAAGAAGGGAGGCUGCUUUAAUGAACCGCAGGGAAAGGCGUGUCUUUUCUCAACGCUUCUAAAACGUGCCCGGAUCUAAUGGCUUCUUCCCCUCUCCUUGGUUUUUCCUCCACUUUUAAGACUUUAACUUUUUUUAAAAAAAAUUAUUUCUAUUAUUUUAUAUGGGGAUGUCCUCUUCCUCCCCCACUUCGCACCUCUUUUUUCUGGGGUGAAAGCAAGGGGGGGGGGGAAAAAGCCAACCCUGUUACUCGUUUUGUCGACUGAGAGCUAACCCUAUUUUUAUUAUUAUUGUUUAGUCUUUUUCUUUUUUUAAAAAAAAAAAGAAAAAAAAUCUUGGUUUGAUUUUAGCUGAUUUUCAGUUGUCUCGAGUCCUCCUUCCAAACUCUUCCCUCUCUUUUUUUUUUUUCUCCCCUCCCUCUUUCCUUCCCGAACUCCUAGUGCAUGUGUAAAAUGGCAGAAAUGGGGAAUCAAUAUUUAGGAGAUUUAACCAAGACUUUUUAAUAUUUUGUAAAUACGUCGGAACUAUGUAAUUAUGUCACUUGUGGUAGUGAAAAACAUGGCUGGGCUAGGGAGGGAGGGGAGGGGAGGGGAGGGGAAGAUGACCGCGCGGAGGUUUUAAAAAAAAAAAAGACGAAGAAAUCACGCAGCAUGGCAUAGCGAUUUCAGGUUUCCCCCCCCCCCCCAGAAUUCCUAAGGCAAAAAACUUAGGGACAAGUUUUUAAAAGUAGUGCAGAGAAUGAAUGAAACAACCACCGGAGCCAACGGACUCGACUGCGAUUUCAAACGAGGUCUGUGGAUGGGGUUUCCCUCCCUUUUUUAAAAAAAUAAAAGAAAUACAUCUUUCAUUCCUGAAAGGAGGGGGAAAAAAAGAAUGAAUGAAAAGGUGGUUUUUCCUCUCGGCCGCCUUCGGAUCUGACUCCGCUGGUUAUCCUACGUGGCUUAACAGCUUCUAUUGUUGUCGUCGUCGCGCCAGGAGGAGCCCUUUAAACGUGGUUCUCUCCGGGUUUACACUAACAACUUUUCUCAGGAGUUGAGCCCAAACCAGGUUAAGAUCCGGAAAGCGGCACGGUUCAAAUUCACCUCAGCUUCCUGAGGGAUGUUUCUGUACUGGCGCCAUUCCUCGUUUUCUGUUUUGUUUUUUUCUUUAAAACACUCCCGUUCAUUCCUGUAGCUACUACAACACUAACUUGAGAUGUGGGUGUCUCUUAUCUCUGGCUUAUUUUUUAUUAUUAUUAUUUUUAUUGAGGGAGGAGGGGGGGGCGGAAGAAGGGGAGGGUCUUUGCAUACCUUGACUGGAUGAGGGGGGGGCUCUUCCUUCCCCCCCCCCCUCCUCAAAGCGAUCGCAUCAACAUUCCAGAUGACGUUGAAGAGAGUGGUCCAAGACAGGGGUCUCCAACCUUGGCAACUUUCAAGACUUGUGGACUUCAACUCCCAGAAUCCCCCAGCCAGCAAAGCUGUCAAGUCAGCAAAGCAAAGCUGGCUGAGGAAUUCUGGGAGUUGAAGUCCACAAGUCUUGAAAGUUGCCAAGGUUGGAGACCCCUGGUCCGAGAGAUUGGAAAAAAAAAACAAAAAAACCAGACCUAGCGUUUCAUAAAACCUUGCCUGGAUGAUUUAGUGCCAGAAGCGGAAAGAUAUUCCCCAAAGCGGGUUUGGUUUGUGGCCAAAGUUGCAAAGCCUCGUUUCUAAUCAUGCACAGAAAAACACACAUACACACACGGCUUCUCUCCAGGUACAUGGUCGAUCUGCCCCCAAAACUGGCAAAAGCACAAAAAAAUAAAAAAGCGAGAAGGAUUUCAGCUGCAAAAGUAUUGAAGUUCUUUUUUUCUUUUUUUUAAUUUUUAACAGCAGGAAGCAAGGCUCAAAAAAGGAAAGGAAGAGAGAGAGAGAGUUCGUGGCAGAAAUAUUCGGACACAGGUAGAAUUCUCCCUUUAGGAUCUGGCCGUCCCACUGGUGAAAAUUGAGGUCCCUGUUGGACGUUGGGGUGCUUGAAUUACACAGAAACACACACACACACACUAACUGCCAAGCCAGGGAGUGUAUAGGGUUUCCUUUGGGGGCCAGUGUGAUCUCCGCAGCAGUGCCUUUGGCAACGGGACAGCUCUGAAAGCCGAAUGCAGUUUCACACACACCCCUCCUCAAAUCAUCACCACCCAUUUUGCAAAAGAAAAAGAAAAAAAAAGGACAGGGGAAAAUACAAAACCCGGUUGAUUGAUUAACCAGGCAAGGGAAACUGGUUUGGAAAAUUUCCACACACACACUGGGAACACUCUUUAACUUGUGUCUGAAUUUGUCCUGUGUUUUUGUUGUCACCGUGUAGAAAAGGAAAAAACAAACAAACAAACCCCAACCUUAAGCCUUUUUCUCCAUGAUCCCGUCCGUCUCUGUUUAGCAACUGUAUUUUAGAGACUGUGAACCUAAUCAUGUCCACUUCGCGUCCCCCCCCACCACACACUUCCUACCCAAGCUAAUAUGGAAAGGCUGUAAUUUUUUUUUUCUCCCUCUGAUGCAUUUUGUAGCCAUCAUGGGUCUAACAUUUCAGAUGUGUAUAUUGGUAAAUAGGUCACGUUUGGAAAAGUCUGAGCUACAAUAAAUUUCUGGUUCUAAAAA